AUGCAUACCACAACCAUCGCCACAGUCGCCGCCGGCUUUGUAGGCCUCGCCUCCGCAGGGGCCGCACCCAAUGGAGCCAACGCCGAGAUCGUAAUUAACGCCGGCACCCUCAACACCACCGUUCUCAUCCCCAUCGGAUCUGUCUACACCUCAGAAAGCAACCUGACCGCGGUGUCGACGCUGUACCUGACGGGCGCGUCCCCCGUGCCCGUCGAGAGCGUCACCUGCACGCCCUACCAGUCGACCGACGGCACCGGCACUUCCGGGCUGCCCUUCACCGUGGAAUCCCCCUCGUUCCUGUCGACCAACACCGUCCAGGUCGGCAGCAUUCUGUGCGAGUCGACCGAAAGCAGUGACACUUCGUCGUCAUCGCCAUCGUCGUCCCUCGCCCAGACCUUCGUCUCGCUCACUACCACUGCUACUCCCGUUCUCGCCACUACGGUUGUGUCAGGCGUGACCAUCACCACUUCGACUACUCCGAGUGCGCCCAAGGCGGGUACCAACGGGAGUGCCACUGCCCCGGGCGGAGGUGCGGCUGCGACUGCGACGCCGUCCACCACGGCACCGGCUGGCAGUCGCGCUAUGAGCGUUGCCAGUGCUCCGUACUUUAUGGCGGCUCUCAUGUUCGGAGCAGUCAGUUUGGUUUUCAGCCUGUAG
Molecule: messenger RNA, 657 nt
Organism: Anthostomella pinea
Lineage: Eukaryota; Fungi; Ascomycota; Sordariomycetes; Xylariales; Xylariaceae
Source: the annotation of a GenBank genome assembly